AUGGAUAAAGAAAGUAAAGUUAUAAUAUUACCAAAGACCAAUUCUAGUAGUGAAUUCAAGAUUAUCAAUCUUCCAAAUCCAACCAAUUUGACAACAACAAAAUCAUAUCUAUUGCACCAUAAUGAAGACAGUAAUAAUCAAUUGUACGAAUUGAAUAUUAUUGGUGGUGAAGAUGACAACGACGGCAACGACGAUGAGAAAACUGAUAAUGGCAAUGCUGGCACAAAAAAUAAAGGUCAAAAACCUAAAUCAAAAUUAAAAUCAGAAAAUUCCAUAAAAUCAUUAAUUUUUGAACCAGGUUAUGUUUUGCAAUCACCGAAAAUUAUCAUAUCGAAUAAAUUCAAUCUCAGUUAUUUAUUGAUUUCAUUAUUUCUGAAUAUAAAUCAACAAAAGUCUCAACAGCAGUCACAACAAUCAUCAUUAUCUUCAGAGAACUUAUUUAAUGAUAAUUUUAAAAGUUUGGAAGAUUUGAAAGAUCAAUUGUUAAAUGAAUACAGGGAAGAUACAAAUAAUAAUGAUUGGGUAUUAGAAAUUCCUGAUCAAUUAUAUCAUCAAAGUUUGAUAAAUCUAUGUGAUGUAAUAACUGAAAAUAUUGAUGAAUCAUUUUAUCGAUUCGAUUUAAGCAAAAUUUUACAUUGGUUGAAUGAGAAAGUCUUAGCAUUGCAAAAAUAUAUCCUUACGAAUGAUAAUAGCAUAUUAACAAAAUUGAAAUUGGAAUUAAAUCCAUCAAUGUCAAACAACAAUAUAGAAGACCAAUUAUUGAAUGAUCUAGGUUUGUUAUAUUCCAUUGAUUACAUUUUCAAUAGUUAUUUGGAUGAUGGUGUCAACAGUUUCUUGAGACAAAAAUUGUUGGAAGAAUUUAAAUAUGAUUUUACUCGAGUUUUGAAACAUAUUGAUGAUUUGAAGAUUCAACAGAGUUUAAUUGAAAAUGUUUUAGAAAGUAAUUUGAAAUCUACCACAAAUAAUACUAAAUCUUCCAGUACCAAAAAGAAACCUGCAACUGGUACAACUAAUAAAAAGGUCAAACGUGGAGCCAUUGAUAGCUUUUUCAAAAAAGCUAAAUAA
Messenger RNA from Candida albicans SC5314, 1065 nucleotides. RefSeq lists its product as uncharacterized. Lineage: Eukaryota; Fungi; Ascomycota; Pichiomycetes; Serinales; Debaryomycetaceae. Gene Ontology annotation, cellular component: ribonuclease H2 complex; nucleoplasm. Bases 1 to 1065 code for a protein of 354 amino acids. The record is from RefSeq and is a predicted model, not a curated record. The transcript has a single exon. Gene Ontology annotation, biological process: RNA catabolic process; ribonucleotide metabolic process.